This is a messenger RNA of Macrobrachium nipponense, 1176 nucleotides long. RefSeq lists its product as uncharacterized. Bases 1 to 1176 code for a protein of 391 amino acids. NCBI's taxonomy places the organism in Eukaryota, Metazoa, Arthropoda, Malacostraca, Decapoda, Palaemonidae. The transcript has a single exon. The record is from RefSeq and is a predicted model, not a curated record.
AUGCUUCUUUCCCUCUACCUAUCUCUCUUCACCGCUCCCGUGCCUCAGCGGCCCACCCGCCUCCCCACCGUCGCAGCACCCUGGUGGCCCAACCUCCUCCCCACUGUCUCUGUGCCCCGACGGCCCAACCCGCCUCCCCAUCGUCCCCACACCCCGGCGGCACAACCCACCUCCCCACCGUCCACGCUCCCCAGCGACCCAACUAGCCUCCCCACUAUCCCCAUGCCCUGGCGGCCAACCUGCCUUCCCACCAUCCCUGCGUCCCGGCAGCUCAACCUCCUCGCCACUCCCCCCACCGUCCUCCCUCCCCUCCCCGCCUCCCCACCAUUCCCGCGUCCUGGCGACCCAAUCCGUCUCCCCACUGUCCCCGCCCCCCAGCUGCCCAACCCGCCUCCCCCUCCCCACCGGUCCCCAUUCCCCGGCAUCCAACACCCAUCGCCUCCCCACCGUCCCCACUCCCCACCAGCGGACCCUAACCUAGCCUCCCCAACCGUCCCCAUGAAUUCCAAACCCGCCUCCAUCACCAUCCCGCGGAUCCCCGAUGGCCCAACCAUGCCUUCCCACUGUCCCCCAUCCCCAGCGACACAACCCACCUCCCCACCAAAACGACCCAACCCAGCUCCCCACGUUCCCCUCACUCCAGCGACCCAUCCCGGCUCCCCGUCGUCCCCACGCCUCAGCAGCCCAACCCGCGUCCCUACCGCCCUGCGCUCCUGCGGUCCAAAACCUGCCUCACCACUGUUCCUGCACCCCGGUAGCCCAACCCACCUCACCCCUGUCUCCGCACCCUGGCAGCCCAACCCACCUCCCCACUGUCCCACGCAGCCACCCAACCCGCCUCCCCACCAUCCCCACUCCCUGGCAUCCCAAAACCUGCCUCCCCACCAUCCCGCUCCCCAGCGCUCUAACUCGCCUCCCCACUGUCCCCAUGGCCCAACCCGCCUCCUCACUGUCCCCACUCACCGACACCCUAACCCGCCUCCCCACCGUCCCCACUCUCCAGCAGCCCAACCUGCCUCCCCACCGUCCUUGCACCCCGGUUCCCCAACAUGCCUUCCCACCAUCCCCACAGCCCGUCGGCCCAACCAACCUCCCCACUGUCCCUACCAUGCUCUGCCGGACCAACCCGCCUCCCCAUCGUCCCUAAGCACCUGCUGCCCAACUGCGCCCAGAUGA